AUAAGCGCCCGGCUGUGUUAUAUAUCCUCGUGUGUCCAGCUAUAUUAACCAGUGUGUUCAGACCUUACGUAACUUCUACAGUGAGUGAAAAACACAACAUAAAAUGUUUUCAACUGACAAAGAAACUGUCUUCAGUUACGGACAAUGCAUGAUGGAUUGAGGACAGGGAUAUAUUAUUCUUUUGGAUUUUACAAACGGUCUGAAACGUAAGCGCGGACAAGGAACAACAGACUUCAAAGACAUGGUUUACCUAUGGUAUGUCGGAAUGAGAUGCCACCUAUAUAGAGCACAGAACCAAGCCUAACCAGCAGAGACUGUCUGUUGAAAGAUGAAUAAGUACACUGUCAACGUCUGGCUGUGACAACGGAGUUAAACUUGGGUACUGUGAUAGCAACAACAGUGUAACUGUCUUUAUUACGUCACGUGACUAAAGGUGUGUGGAAGUAAUCAAAACAAGAGCUUUGCGGUGUUUUCCGUUGGAGAUAGUGACAGCAUUCCGUUCUGUGUUCUGACAUUCAAGGAAAGUGUUUUGUUCUUGGCAUAGUCAUCUGUUUUGUUCCUGGAAGAGACGUCAUCUUGUGGAUAUUGAAAGAAGGUCAUCCUCCGAUGUGUGUCCACAUUAUGGAUUUAAGUGAACUCUCGUUGAGGAAAAACGUCCAUGAUAUCUACCAGUGCUAAAAAAUAUGGCAGACGACAGUUCCCCAAUACAGGGGACCCAAAACUCUCAGAACAAUUCCUCGAGCAGAAACAACACCGUAUUUCAUGAACCAGAUUUGGAACUACUGGAAGCAUUACGAAAAUGCCAAGAAAGUUCUGCAAAGAUCGAAUUGCAUGCCGGUGUUACAUAUUGCCCACAUGAGUACGAUGGAAUACUUUGCUGGAUGACAAGCCCAACCGAUUCUUUGGCUUCGGUUAAGUGUCCGACAGUUCACGAGGGACAUCCUGUACCCGAUAACAUUUUGGCCACUCGGUACUGCAACACUACCGGCCUAUGGGAGGAGACAAGCAACUAUUCACAAUGUCUGGAAUACUACAAGACAAUACAAGUCACAAAUGAUGCGCCCCAGGAUACUCAUCUAUGGAUGAUUGUGCGGGACAUAUACUUUGUAUGCAGUAUCCUCUCUCUCGUCUUCCUCAUCGUCACACUUUUUAUCUUCUCAUAUUUCAGAGCAUUGCAGUGUAGUCGUAUAGCCAUACACAAGAACCUUGUCGUGUCCUUCAUCAUCCGUUUCGUCGUCAUAAUCGUAAUGAUUGAGCCUUUAGUGACAGGUCGACCCUCUUCCUACCAAGACGUGGAAUGGUUAUGUAAGACGUUCCAGGUCCUCAAUCAGUACACGGCAUUGGCCAAUAUCUAUUGGAUGUUUGUCGAGGGCCUCUUCCUUCACAACAGUAUAGUCGUGUCAGUAUUCAGCACCGAGGCGCCCUUCAAGCUCUUUUUCUUCACUGGUUGGGGUUUUCCAGCACUGGUCAUUAUCACAUGGGCAGUCAUCAUGCAUUUCCACAACGCUCAUUCCUGUUGGGCUAACUACUCACAGAUGCCAUUUAUAUAUAUUAUCAUAGUGCCGUUCCUUGCAGCAUUGAUUAUUAACUUAUUAUUCCUCAUUAACAUUAUCCGGAUACUAGUGAAGAAGCUAAGGGCAAACAAUACCAUCGAAUCGGACCGUAUUAGGAAAGCCAUCAAAGCUACCAUCGUAUUGAUGCCGUUGUUAGGUCUCACCAAUAUACUAUUUGUCUACAACCCUGAGGAUGGCGGUGGUCUGCAGAGUGCGUACCACAUCACAAAUGCCGUCCUACAGUCCAUACAGGGAAUCAUGGUCUCUGUGUUCUACUGCUUUCUAAAUGGAGAGGUGCGACGUGUCAUUAAACGAAAGUGGUACCGGUUUAAGAUCCGAAGGUUCUUACAGUCAGGCGGACGCCGCCGAAGCUCUCGGACUUCUUCGUUUAUCCUCUCACAAACUGAGGUACAAGAUUUGAAUGAAAUGGCGAGCUUGACCACAAAAGCAAACAUGUCAACAAGUCAGGAUGAACCUGAUGUUGGCGUGAGAGAGACUAUCGCCAUCCAGGAAUGGAAAGACACUAUUACCGACCGAGGACCUGAAACCACAUCGAGUGUUCCUAUCGGGAAUCACGUGACACCUAAUGCUUGGAAUCACGUAAAUGGUGUUGAUUUAUCUCAGUCAUUCGAGUCUGAUGACGUCAGUAAUCCAAAAGAAGUGUCGGACUAUAUGGAAGAAGCUUACACUGAAAUUCUAGAUUCAUUUGCCCCAGCGAAUGACACCCUUAGCGAUAUUGAAUAUUCAGAGACGGAAAAGACAAGCGAUGACAAGGAAUAUCGUUGGUCGAAAUUACCCAAUGCGAAUCAAUCUAUGAAUAACGAAGCGUGCGUCGUUGACGUUACUUCUUGUUCUGAAGGUUCCAGAUAUCCUUUAUCAAAUGGGCAUUCCGAAAAUAGACCUUGGUCAGUGAGUGAGGGUAGUGACUUAUCAACAGGGGCUAGUACACUAGACAGUCCCAACCCCUCAACAUCUAGUAAUGCUCUUCUCUUCACUUCACAUAACAGUGGUCGGGACGAAAACGACAAUAGCCAAGUGGUGAAGCCCGAAACUCCUAUUUGUAAUAACCUCACUGGCGAUUGGGACGAGAUUUUUGCCAUUUGUGAUACAUUUAAUCGAGAUUUUAGAACGGACCCUACCAGCUGAUAAGAAAGAGAUAUCAAUGGUGACUUAGGCGACAAUAUGAUAAUUAACAUGAAGUGUAGUAACAAUAUAUUUAAGGCCAAGAAACUGGCAUCUGUCAAAAGAGGUCUUCCGCCUCACUAUAUGAAUACUGGUAUACUGGCGUUCGUGGGAUAUUCCUUAUUGGAUAUAACCUCAAUGAAUGACUUCAGAAACAGUCUUGCUCUGACAAACAGUGACUCCCCUGAUUCACACACCCACCAGUAAAGAUGGCAAACAGUACCUACUAAUUCACCAACCGCCAGUAAAGAUGGCAAACAGUACCUACUAAUUCACCAACCUGCCAGUAAAGAGUUGAAGACAAAUGAAUGCAUUGGUAAAUUGAGCGGUACUGAAAGGCAGCGUGAAGAUACAUCAACAAAAACAUUGUUCGACCAUCAAAGUUGCAAAUUUUAUUUAAUAUCUACUUCAUUGUUAUCCAUGUCCGUAGUCUGCUUCGGUAUCAAUCUGAUACGAAUCGGAAAGCAGUUGUUGUGUCUACACAUUUGGGACAACAGUAGUACUUGACAAAAAUGUAUCCCUGAAUUUAAAAUGCAUAUCCAGCUCCUAUGAGCGGUAUUUCAGGUAGUUGAUGCACUCUUUACGUGAACAACGUCACCUUUUCUUAUGGUGUAUUGUGUUUCUGCCCUGUCGACCGUUUGAUCUAGUAGAUCUCGUGGCAGAUCUCCAGGCAGGUUAAUCGACAAUCAGAUAUUUCAUCAGAAUUUAAAUAUGGUGCGUUCUGAUCUUGCUUUAACUCUUCUUCAGAUAGGCCUAGGAGCAAACCACAGCGCAAUUUAAUGUAUUUGUUUAAUGUUGGGUGGUCGUAAAAUAGAAUUCACCAUGUCUAUUGGAGGGAAGAUAACUCUAGUAGAAAGCAAGGACUCGUAAACUAGUAUGAAUGACUGUUGACUACCGAAGUAAAACAUGAGAGGGGUGAAAGACAGAUUGAGAAUGUAUUAAUAUCUUAUGCAGGGACACACUAGAUAACACACACAUUGAAAAUUAACAUUCUUUAUUGUUCUUAUUAUUAUGCGUUGGUGAUUUUUCAGUAUUCUUAAAUAAUAAGAAGCAACAGUAUGUGUAGACUGGCCACCAGUCCCUAAGUUUUUUGUUAGCUCCACUAAAUUUUAAUACUAGAUUAUCUCCCCCUAGUUUGAAAUUUAAGAUCAGACAUAUCCUAGUGACCAAAAUCAUAAAGGUCAAUUUUAUAUAUAAUUUUAAUAUUCUAGUCUAGAGACAGGGAGUCAGUCUACAGCAUGUGAUACAGUGACACUUUUUCCUAGAUGAUAACUGAUGUUUACUAUCUAAGUUUAACUCUUAGUUUCGCUUAAAGCGCAUGAUUAUGACACUCCAGAUCUGUAUUGAUAUUUAGGAUAGUUUGUAACGCGUCAUCGUCAUAAUUGUAGUAUUAGUUUGUACAACGCGUCAUCGUUAUAAACUGAUAUUUUGAAUGAGCGAAUUAUUAUUGAUAGCUUAAAUUUGCAGUAAGAUAUUUAACUGACAUGAGAGUUAUUUUCUACAUGCAAAACGAUGGUUUUUAACUUAAAUAUUCAAAAUUAACUCGCCGGGACGAAGUCCAGAGGGGCUAAUGAGCACAUGCCCCCAGCGUCGGCGUCCGUAGACAGCUAGGUCAUAGUAAGCUUUGUUGUCUUCUGACAACUCUUGUUUUUAAACAGUUGGAGAUUAUAUAAUUACAUUGAAGUGGUCCUGCCUUUUCAUAUAUAGCCAUAGUAAGUCAUGAACGGAUGAACAAGAAAUCCCAAGAAAAGACAGCAAUAGAACAAAUUUAUAUCCGAUACUGAAAUACUGUACAUGUAAAACGGUUUCAUUCUACAUGAUCAUUUCCUUGAUUUGCACGUGCGACUAGCCCGGAAACUCGACUGCAUCACCGACAACUCCGUUCUUCUAGGACCCUCUAAUGAUGUUAGCGUGUGGAAAGUAACUUUCGUUUCACCAAUUUUUCUGACUAUAGUAAGAACCAUUGCCAUCUGCAAGGUUGGUAUAGUUGGCGUAGAAGCAAAUGAUUUUCUUUAAAUACUAACCAGGUGCAGACGCCGGCAGUAGUCCGUGUGAUAGCACAGGUAGAAUACAAAAUUCCGUAUUGAUCAUUUGUAUCCGUCAAAACCGCAUUACGAGUGAGGAAAUUGCACAUAGUUUCGUAUUAUAGAUUAUACUUGUCUUUCUAUCAUUUUACUGCAUUUUUUCAUUAUUUAUUGUGUCCAUAUUUAAUAAUAUUUAAUAUGUGAAUAUGUAAUGUAUCAACAUAUUUAAGGAAUAUGUAAUGUAUCAACAUAUUAAAGGAAUAUGUAAUGUAUCAACAUAUUUAAGGAAUAUGUAAUGUAUCAACAUAAUAAAGGAAUAUGUAAUGUAUAGACAUAUUUAAGGAAUAUGUUAUUUAUCGACAUAUUUCAGGAAUAUGAAACUUAGCAUCAUAUCUUGAAUAUAUAUUUAUGUAUCAUUGAAUGUAUUUAUUGUAUAGAUUUGAGGUUUUUAAGACCAAUUGUAAUUUAUUUUUACAGAAAUAGCAUGCGUUUUCAAAACGGCAUUGUAUAUAUGUAAAUAGUAGAAAUUAUGCUGAAUUUAAUUGCAAUUUUUUCAUAACUUCUAAAGUAAUCAUUAACAUCGAUGAAACAAGUUUAUGUAUCGAUAUCUUAAAUUUUGUAAUUAAAUGUGUGAAUGAUACAAAUUUCAUAUACAGAUUUUAUAACGCAAAUUUGCCAACGUAAUUACCAUGUAAAAUCAUAUCUGCCAUCUCAUGGAAUGUGAUAAUUGGAAACCUUUUGUUUGUUUUACAAAUCAUUCAAACAUAUCAUUAACUGGAAGGAAUCUGGUACAUAUUUUUCAAUUAAUACCCUUGAAUGAAUAGAAUGAAGGUUACGUGAUGAGGUACGUUAUAGUUUUAACACAUUUACCAAAUUGUAUGAGAACGCUACUGUAAACCGUUUCAUUUUCGCCAAUAUAAUUUCUCACUGAACAUUGGACGAACAGUAAGUAAGAAAGUCAUCGAACGGCAAAUUCUGCAAACUGUGUUUCCGAAACCCACAGCGCGACAAUUUGGCGUGGCGAAAAUAUUUCGGUAUCAGUAUUGAAACAGAUGGCAGCAGUAGUGAGGUCUCCUGUACAUAUAUAUCUACAAUCACCUUAAAUUAUUAAAAUAAAUAAUGAGUCAAAAUGGUUUGAGUUUUUCUUUAUUUCAAAUAUCGACUUCAUAAAAUAUACAUGUGUGUAUAACGAAUAAUAAAUGUUAUCUCUAUUGUGAACCUGUUUUACAAGCUAUUUCAUAUUUGUAUCACAUAAAUCAAAAUACAAUGAUGACGUAUUUUAUUUCUAUUAUAACGAUAUGUAAAAUAGUGGCUACAUUCAAAAAAGCAACUAAUUUCCUAUGAACACACAGCCCUAAAUACAUACGGAAUGUUAAAAAUAUGAGUCAGUGAGGCCAACUCAACGGCAGAAUUGUAUAUAGAUAUCAGCAUAAAAAUUCUUAAUUCUGAAAUAUUUUCUUUUAAAAAAUGAGCAUUUGAUUCAAUUAUCUGAAGCACAUAUUGUUGUGUUCGUGAAGUGAAGUGAAGUUCCAAGAUUUUUACUUGAGGUAAUUUCAAAAGUCAAGGAAUACCACAAAUGCGUACUCUCAUCAGACAAGGUGAACAGCUAUUUAUACGUUUUACUGAUACCACAUCACACGAAUGAAGUUCCAAGUUAAAUGUUCAUCAAUUCAUUGUAUAUUAAAAUCUAAAUCAGUAAUACACUUUAUCUAAUUGCAAUAUUGGACUAAAUACCGUUCCGGUAAAAUUCCUAAAGUGCAUCGAAAUGGAAAGAGAAAAUAUUCAUUUUAUUAUUUACAUUGUCUCAAGGGCAGAUCAUUUUAAUUGACAUCGUGCGAGACUGCCCACAGCAGAUUUGAUUACAGGAUAUCAAACACUGUACAAUAUUGAUAAAUUAGCUUGACCUGAACAUCAUAGGAAGUGUUAUUGUGGCUAUGCCUUCCAAUGUUGAUUUAAAAGCGUGAAGAAUUACCAACCAAAUAUCAGCAAAUGAGCCUUAUUACAUGUUAAUGUGAUGAAAAGUCUUAGUUUAAUACAAAUAACAAUAUUUAAAAUCGUAUCUGUGAUAAAAUGAAUAUAUAUUCGAUUUC
Messenger RNA from Pecten maximus, 6849 nucleotides. RefSeq names its product diuretic hormone receptor-like. Bases 684 to 2699 code for a protein of 671 amino acids. Gene Ontology annotation, molecular function: G protein-coupled peptide receptor activity. Gene Ontology annotation, cellular component: plasma membrane. Lineage: Eukaryota; Metazoa; Mollusca; Bivalvia; Pectinida; Pectinidae. Gene Ontology annotation, biological process: cell surface receptor signaling pathway; adenylate cyclase-modulating G protein-coupled receptor signaling pathway. The record is from RefSeq and is a predicted model, not a curated record. The transcript has 16 exons.